CGGGUGAGGGGCGUGGUCUGGCGGGAGGGAGGGAAGGCCGCGGAGGGAGAAGAAAGGAGCGGGGCGGGCGCCUACGGUGGCCGGAGAGGGACGCGCCGGGCCGGAGGCUGCAGGAUGAUGCGAUUUAUGCUGCUGUUCAGCCGCCAGGGGAAACUGAGGCUGCAGAAAUGGUACCUGGCCACGUCGGACAAGGAGCGCAAGAAGAUGGUUCGAGAGCUGAUGCAGGUGGUUCUGGCUCGCAAACCCAAGAUGUGCAGCUUCCUGGAGUGGAGGGACCUCAAAGUGGUCUAUAAGAGGUAUGCCAGCCUCUACUUCUGCUGCGCCAUCGAGGGCCAAGACAACGAGCUCAUCACACUGGAGCUGAUCCACCGAUACGUGGAACUCCUGGACAAAUACUUUGGCAGCGUGUGCGAGCUGGACAUCAUUUUUAACUUCGAGAAGGCCUACUUCAUCCUGGAUGAGUUUCUGAUGGGGGGCGACGUGCAGGACACCUCUAAGAAGAGCGUGCUGAAGGCCAUUGAGCAGGCCGACCUUCUGCAGGAGGAGGAUGAAUCCCCCCGCAGUGUGUUGGAGGAGAUGGGUCUGGCCUAGCCCCCUGGCUCCGUGUGGAGUCAGGGAGGCCCCCAGCAGGAGUGGCCCCGUCCUGGAAGGGACCCUUUCCAGCACCCCGUCUUCCUCUGGAGUGAGCUGGGGACUCGCACCCUCGAAGUUGAUUCCCUCCCGCCACCCUGUCAUGUCCUCCUGCCCACCUGUCUGUGUCCAAGCUCAGGGGGAGGGAGAUGAGACCAAGAUGGGGGUGCCUUUGAGGAACUAGUUCCCCCCGCCCCACCCCGUCUGUAAAUAUAUAAAUAUGUCAGGUUCAAGGGGGUGGGUUUUCUGGGCCCUGCUUGCUGCCCCCCCACCCCUCCCACAGCCUGCCCUGGAGGGGCCCCCAUGGAGCUGGGGAGGCCUUCCCCCCAACCCCGAAGUACCCUCCCAAAGGGCCAGGGCUGGACCGAAUUAGUUUUUGUCUAACCUCUCCACUUGGAGGGGAGGGAGGGCUGGAGCCAAGUGGACAUGGGGGGGCUGGUCCCUGCCCCUUCACUCCCCGUAGGGCGAGGUGGGCACCUGGGGGGCAGGGUGGGAAGUGUCUACCCUGGUGUCUUUCCCUGUGAAAUAAAAGGAAAAGCAUUUCUGGA
Sorex araneus (European shrew) is the source of this 1178-nucleotide messenger RNA. RefSeq names its product adaptor related protein complex 1 subunit sigma 1 (gene AP1S1). Gene Ontology annotation, biological process: intracellular protein transport; vesicle-mediated transport. Gene Ontology annotation, molecular function: clathrin-cargo adaptor activity. Lineage: Eukaryota; Metazoa; Chordata; Mammalia; Eulipotyphla; Soricidae. Gene Ontology annotation, cellular component: intracellular membrane-bounded organelle; AP-1 adaptor complex; membrane coat. Bases 115 to 591 code for a protein of 158 amino acids. The transcript is spliced from 5 exons. The record is from RefSeq and is a predicted model, not a curated record.